AUGGCUCUCACUGAGAAUCCAUCGCUGGCCAACCAGUCGUCACCGACCAAGAAGAUCAAGUGUCUGCGGUGCAAAAAGGAUGACUUUAAGUCGGCAAAAGGGCUCGCAAGGCAUCAGGAUGCCCUAGGACAUCAUCCUGUUGUUUGUCCAAUAUGUAACAAAGAAUUUGGCACCGAAAAAGGUCGGAAUGAUCAUAAGAAAUCACACGAACGGCGCCCUAAACCGAGGAACAAAAGCACAGUGGCCCCCAUGCCAGGCUCUGCUACACAGCAUGAACCAGAGCAAGUCAAUCAACAGAUGCAGCGGCAGCAACAGAAAACCCAGCUGUCUGUUGCCCAAGAGGUAGAACACCUAGCUUUUGCAUUCUCCCAGCUAAGCGGCACCACGCUGUACGGUCAAUCAGAAACCAUUGGACUUGUUGGUGGCUCUCUCAAUGAAGUGCGGCUAUACUUUAAUGGCAAUUUCUUCAUGACUCUCUCUGCAGCAGAGCAAGAACUUGUAUAUGCAAAUCUUCUUACGCGAUGCCACUCUGAUGCCCGUCUGCUGAAACAAGGCUAUACUAUGCAAAACUGGAACGGGGCUUACAAUACGAGGAAAGCAACAGUUCCAAGGUACCGUUUUAAGGAAACGCCGAAACCGAACCUGCAUCAAAAGAGAAGAGCCGUCGUCAUCGAUUGUGAGAUGGUUCAGGUCAAGAGGUGGAGAAGAGAAGUUGCCUUUCUCAGCGCCGUGGACUUCCUAACCGGGGAAGUGCUCAUUAACCACUAUGUCCAGCCGACGGAUAAGGUGACCGACUGGACCACUAGGGUCAGCGGCAUAACACCGGCUGCGAUGGCCGAGGCUGUAGCAAAUGGGCAGGCACUUAAUGGAUGGCAAUCUGCCCGACAGGCACUAUUCAACUACGUUGAUGCGCAAACCGUCCUCAUUGGGCACGCCCUCAACUCUGACCUCGAUGUCCUGGGCAUAUACCACUCGAGAGUUGUUGAUUCUGUGAUAGUAGCUAGUGAAGCUGUGUUUGGUAUAUUGUCAGUAUUUAGUCGCCUCUAUAGCCUAAAGACUCUGUCGGAGGAGUUCCUCAACCUACAGAUUCAACCCGAGAACCAUCCCCAUGUUUGUUUGGAGGACACUCUCGCGACACGAGAUGUGGUACUAUCAUUUCUGCGGGAUCCUGAAGGCCUAAUAACUUGGGCCAGAAUGGCUAAGGCCAAACAUGAAGCGGAGCAAGCGGAGCGCGAGGCUAAGAGACGUCAGAAGAGACAACAGCAAGAAGCUGCGAAUCAAUCACACGGACCUCCUGCAAAUGCGCCGCAGUCCCUGGUAUUCCAGGGCUUUUGCGAUAUCGAUGUGUACGGUGGGUACUACGAUGACUCUGAAACACUUCGGUGGUCAAACACCGCAGAGGCGUGCGGAUGGCCCGAUCCUGAUACAGGCUCUGAUCCUUGGUCUGACUGA
Messenger RNA from Aspergillus alliaceus, 1452 nucleotides. RefSeq names its product putative RNA exonuclease. The record is from RefSeq and is a predicted model, not a curated record. Gene Ontology annotation, cellular component: nucleus. The transcript is spliced from 2 exons. Gene Ontology annotation, biological process: ribosomal large subunit assembly; rRNA processing. Bases 1 to 1452 code for a protein of 483 amino acids. Lineage: Eukaryota; Fungi; Ascomycota; Eurotiomycetes; Eurotiales; Aspergillaceae. Gene Ontology annotation, molecular function: exonuclease activity; nucleic acid binding.